AUGUCGUGGUUUUUGCAAAAGAUCGUUCAUAAUGAGGCGAUGAGAACGGACCCCAAGGAGAUCUAUGGAUGGAGAGUCUAUGCGCUUGCCUGUUCGGCGUGUUGUGGCGGAAUGCUUUUUGGCAUGGACUCGGGCAUCAUUGGCGGAGUUCUCACGAUGCCUCCAUUUGAACAAACCUACGGCCUCGAAGGCCUCGACAGCGUCGCCAAAGCCAACCUCUCCGCCAACAUUCAGCCGAAAAGAUGGGGCCGAAGGCUUGCCCUCAUCGGGGCGGCUGUGGUUGGCAUUGUGGGAGUCAUCAUGCAAGCCUCAGCUAGUGGCCACCUCCCAGCGAUGUACGUCGGACGUCUCAUAACUGGCUUCGGAGUCGGCGCUGCCUCGAUGAUCAACCCCCUCUACGUCUCUGAGAAUGCACCACGCGCCAUUCGCGGCGGGCUCACGGGUCUUUAUCAGCUCUUCAUCACAAUGGGGAUCAUGCUCGCUUUCUGGAUCAACUACGGCUCUCUCCUUCACCUUUCCGGCUCGACAAUGUACCUCGUCCCACUAGCUAUGCAAGGUCUUCCCGCCGUGCUCUUGCUCGUGGGUAUGCUCCUCUGCAACGAGUCACCUCGUUGGCUCGCCAAGCAGGAUAGAUGGGAAGAAGCUCGCGCUACUUUGAGCAAAGUCCGCGCGCUACCUGCCGAUCAUCCAUACGUCGAAAACGAGUUCCAGGCUAUCGCAAUGCAGCUGGAGCAGGAACGAGCCCUGAUUGGUGGCUCUGGAUUCUGGGAUCUCAUGAAAGAGAUGUGGUUGAUUCCAGGGAACAGGAAGAGGGCGAUGAUUUCUAUCUUCUUGAUGAUUUGUCAACAGAUGACAGGGACAAAUGCUAUUAACUACUACAGUCCUCAGAUUUUUAAGAACCUUGGCGUUACCGGAAAUGCGACGAACCUUUUCGCGACAGGUGUCUACGGGAUUGUCAAAAUGAUCAGCUGCGGCGUCUUUUUGGUCUUCGUCGCUGACUCUCUCGGUCGUCGCCGAUCCCUCCUCUGGACAUCCGUCGCCCAAGGGUUAGCAAUGUUGUACAUCGGACUAUACGUGCGCAUCGCACCACCCGUGAAAGGUGCCCCUGUCAUACCCGCCGGGUACGUCGCUCUUGUAUGCAUCUUCCUCUUUGCGGCGUUCUUCCAGUUCGGCUGGGGUCCAGUCUGCUGGAUCUAUGUCUCCGAGAUUCCAACAGCAAGGCUGCGGUCAUUGAACGUUGCAUUUGGAGCCGCGACGCAGUGGUUGUUUAACUUUGUGGUUGCGAGGGCUGUGCCGAACAUGCUGGCUACUGUUGGUUCGAAUGGUUAUGGGACGUAUAUUAUCUUCUCGUGCUUCUGUUUCUCGAUGGGGGUCUUUGUAUGGUUCUUCAUUCCUGAGACUAAGGGCAUGUCGCUUGAGAAGAUGGAUGAUCUCUUUGGUGUGACGGAGUUGGUGCAGCAGAAGGCUGAGGACCCGGAGCGUACGCAGGCUGCGGAAGAUACAAACAAGGCUGCUGAAUCUCAUGUGGAGCAUGUUGCUCCACGGAGCAGAUUGAACUGA
Penicillium maclennaniae is the source of this 1560-nucleotide messenger RNA. Its product is annotated as sugar porter family MFS transporter. Gene Ontology annotation, biological process: carbohydrate transport; transmembrane transport. Bases 1 to 1560 code for a protein of 519 amino acids. Gene Ontology annotation, cellular component: membrane. Gene Ontology annotation, molecular function: carbohydrate:proton symporter activity. The record is from RefSeq and is a predicted model, not a curated record. The transcript has 8 exons. Lineage: Eukaryota; Fungi; Ascomycota; Eurotiomycetes; Eurotiales; Aspergillaceae.